AUGAGCGAAUCAAAAUCAAAUCAAAAUACUGCUGUAUCAACCAAAUCAUCAGCAUCAUCAAAUAUUCGCCAACCACGGCAACGUAUGGCACAAAACUACCUUCUCAUUUGGGUAGAUGCCAGCAUCGACGAAGAAAAAAAGGAUUGCCAAGACACACUCACUCAAUUGAAGAAUGUGGUCAAUGAUGUCAGUUUAUGCACAGAACCAGAUCAGUGUAUCCAAGCACUCAACAAGGUUGACAAGCAGCAAGCCUUCGUGAUAACAUCAGGUUCAUUAGGUCAACACUUGGUUCCUGAGAUACAUGGUAUGCCACAACUAGAUACCAUUUACAUAUUUUGUGGCAACAAAUCUAGACAUGAGGGAUGGACUCAAAAUUGGCCAAAAAUCAAGGGUGUCCAUACAAACAUCAAAGACAUUUGUCAAGCAUUACAACUGGCUGUUAAGCGAUGUGACCAAGACACAAUUGCCGUAAGUUUUCUUACGGUAAAUGAAAUGGCUUCAACUGAUAAUUUAAAUCAGUUGGAGCCAACUUUUAUGUACACUCAACUAUUCAAGGAGAUUCUCCUUGAUAUCAAAUACGAUGAUAAGGCAAUCAAAGACUUAGCAGUUUGUUGCCGUGGGGUUUUUACUGAUAAUCCAAGUGAAUUAGAAGUGAUUACUGAAUUAGAACGUGAUUAUCGUCCAGAAAAAGCAAUAUGA
Adineta steineri is the source of this 699-nucleotide messenger RNA. NCBI's taxonomy places the organism in Eukaryota, Metazoa, Rotifera, Eurotatoria, Adinetida, Adinetidae. The record is from the annotation of a GenBank genome assembly.